AUGACUAGCACAAUAUUAGAGUCUGAAGGCUUUGUUGUCAAAUUAGAAAAGAGGCGGCACCGGACGGAACAAGAGAGACAUGGAGACCAUUCGCCAACUUGGAAGGUUUCAAAGCCAAUGGGCGGCCGGAUUAUGGAUGUGGACCCUAUAUUGACGGAAGAUGAGAAGCAUUUAAUACUUGCAUACAACACCUCUAUUCAGGUAUACUCGACAGCGGAUUCUCUUCUAAUACGCAAGAUUCAACUGGAAGAGCUCGAUGUAGAGAAUGUACCGGGACAGAUCAUGUCUAUUUGCAUAUCUCCAAGCUCGCCAAAUCUUAUAUGGGUUGCUUCGUCUGAUGGCCAUGUCUGGUUGAUUGAUUGGACGAACGGCCAAGGUUCCGAGACCUUAUUCAAGCUACAAUGCAGCUUUCUAUCUGACAUGUCUGUCGAACAUAUCAAGUUUGGCGCAGAACUUAGGGAUGUUCCGUUAGUUUCUAUCGAGCAUAAGAAGAAAUGGCGGAUCGUCGCCUGUGAUGUGCGCCGAUCCAAGUUCAAGGAUUCCAUCCCGCUCUUAACCCAGACCAUGCCUAUUUCAAAUCUACGUUCUGUUCGAAACGGAUAUGCUUUAAUAGCAUCAGCAGAUCGUAACAUUCUUCUUGGUACACUAAAGACCUCAUCGAUCAAGCGCGUCGGCGAGCUCGAAUACGAGUUCUUCACCCUUGACUGUAGCGACGAGAUUGUAUGCUUAGAUGUACGAGCAACGGACCGUGUACAUCUUAAUCGAAAGACGCAAGUGGAAGCUGGUAAUGAACCUGUUGUAGAAAUUGUCGUAGGCUGUGCUCGUGGAGCUGUGUUCUUCUACAACGAUAUCUUACCUCAAAUCCGACGGUUACAUAGCUCCAAGGGGCACAGAGGCUCCCUUCAACCCCGCAAGUACCAUUGGCAUCGCAGAGCUGUCCACACUAUCAAAUGGUCGCGAGAUGGCCACUACAUCAUUUCUGGAGGAUCCGAAUCGACGCUGGUAUUAUGGCAGCUAGACACGCAGAAGAUGGAUUUCCUACCCCAUCUCUCUGCAACAAUCGAGAAUAUUGUCGUUUCGAAGCGUGGCUCUGCAUACGUUCUCCAUUUAGAUGAUAAUUCAGUCAUAGUUUUAUCGACCGCAGAAAUGAAGCCAACAACAUACAUAUCUGGAAUACAGACACUCAUUUCCCCACAGCCGCUUUCCAAGGAUGACCUAGUCAGAAGAAUAGGCCAAUAUACCCCCGACCGAUUAUUAAAGACGCCUGCAGCAGUCAGUCCAGUGGACUCCUCGCGGAUUCAUUUUUGUGUAGGGAAUGGGCAACGAUUAAGCCACUCUGGGAGCGGCCCUUCUACUCCUCUAAUACAAACAGUAGAUCUCACUACCUUGCAAGGUAUCUCAAAGCAAGCCCUAACAAGAACAAACCCGACAGAUGUGAAUACGACAGCUAAAGGAUAUGCUAUAACGGAGCCUCGAGUCACCGGCAUGGCAUAUUCAGCAGAUGGGAAGUGGCUUGCCACUACUGAUGAGUGGCAGCCGCCGUCGCGGGAUAUCAACUCCCUAGAAGGAUCCCCUGCCGAAAGGCGUGAGGUCUACCUCAAGUUCUGGACCGCCUCUUCGGAAGACCAGAGUCUGGAGCUCGUGUCUCGUAUCAACGCACCUCAUUACACAGGCCGAAGCGAGCCUAUUUACGGUCUGGCCGCAGAUCCGCAUAUGUAUCGUUUUGCUACUAUCGGUGAAGACGGAGUUGUUAGGUUGUGGGAACCAACAAUCAGGCAACGCGACGGAGUGCUAGUCAAGGGCAAACUAGGACGCCAGCUACACAGCUGGGGAUGUUCCCGAACUAUAUAUCUUCAGGAAAACGAGGAACCGAUCGAUCCAGACGCAACAGCUACCAGCAGUUCCAUACGAGGCUCGGGUGCGGUUUCUUUCUCCGAAGAUGGGUCUACCAUAGUCUGUGCUAUUGGAACCGUCCAUGGCUCGGCAAUCCACGUCAUCGAUACAGAAUCCGGCAAGAUUCGGGAUUCGAUUGACGGAUUAAUAACCGGGGAAAUCCGCGAUGUCAAAGUACUGUCUUCAUGCUUGAUCGUCCUUUCAGAUCGUCUCAUAGUGUAUGAUUUGGUCUCCGACGAGCUACUGUACGGUGUUCAACUGAGGACAGACGAAGAUUCAUCUGGUCCAAGCGCAGCUAUCUUGACGCAUAUGGCAGUUGACCAGGAGACCUCGACAUUUGCGGUGGCUGUUUCACGAGGCAAGCCAGGCUCGCCUUUCCUCACUUCCGAGCUAGCAGUGUUCUCACCAGACCGAAGCGAGCCGGAGAUAAUUCGCAGGUUCCCAUACCCUAUCACGUCAAUCGUUGCCUCAGUUGGGUCUAGUGGGUACCUUGUUCUGGACUCUGCCGCCCAGUUAUGGUCAGUCAACGAGGGCAUGGAUACUAAAUCCCUUGCCUUUGCCCAGCCAUUAGCUGAUCUCAACCUUGACCAAGUGAACACCGAGGAGCCUCGUGAAGACAGGCCUUCUUUGGCAUUACUUUCUGGACAGGACGAUGAGCCAGCGAGCGGGGACGAAAUGGAUGUUGACAUGCCAGAUGCCAUGGCCGACGGGAACGGUGACGAGGCUUAUUCAGCUGUUAUCCCACCACAAAAGCUCUCAGAACUAUUCGACACUGCGCCGGCGUUCGCGAUGCCACCGAUCGAGGACAUUUUUUACCAAGUUACGAAGCUAUUCUCGUCGAACUCGCCUGUUUCAGCAUCAUGA
Molecule: messenger RNA, 2757 nt
Organism: Daldinia decipiens
Lineage: Eukaryota; Fungi; Ascomycota; Sordariomycetes; Xylariales; Hypoxylaceae
Product: WD40 repeat-like protein
Exons: 3
Coding region: 1-2757 (918 amino acids)
Biological process (GO): positive regulation of rRNA processing; positive regulation of transcription by RNA polymerase I
Cellular component (GO): nucleolus
Molecular function (GO): protein binding; RNA binding
Source: RefSeq, a predicted model, not a curated record